Messenger RNA from Puntigrus tetrazona (Sumatra barb), 2222 nucleotides. It is a transcript of the gene cdc14b, whose product is annotated as cell division cycle 14B. Gene Ontology annotation, cellular component: centrosome; mitotic spindle; nucleolus. The transcript has 15 exons. Gene Ontology annotation, molecular function: protein tyrosine/serine/threonine phosphatase activity; protein serine/threonine phosphatase activity. Gene Ontology annotation, biological process: protein dephosphorylation; regulation of exit from mitosis; cilium assembly. NCBI's taxonomy places the organism in Eukaryota, Metazoa, Chordata, Actinopteri, Cypriniformes, Cyprinidae. Bases 196 to 1947 code for a protein of 583 amino acids. The record is from RefSeq and is a predicted model, not a curated record.
CGGCGCAGUGACGUCACUCGCAGGGCUUUUCACAAACUUGCCUUCGCUACGUCACCGGCUGGACAACUGGCUCAAAUACAGUUCGGUCUGCAGCGCAUGGAGCCGUUAGAAGCAGGACCAUGCGAACCAAAGCCCAAAGCCUGCGUCCGUCGCGCGUUCGCCCCUGAAGCGCCAUCUUUUCGCGCGUGAGGAAGCAUGAAGCGCAAGAGCGAGCGACGGAGCGAGUCGAGGAAGAGGCUCUGCGCGUCUCUGAGGGACCAGACCGAGUCAAAGAGCGAGAUUUACCUUCGUAUCACAGAUCAGCUGUAUUUCGCUCUUCUUCAUCAGAAGGUGAAGAGCACUCCUGACAGACACUGUUUCUGCAUCGAUGAAGAGCUGUCCUAUGAGAACUUCUAUGCGGACUUCGGCCCGCUCAACCUGGCCAUGUUUUAUCGCUUCUGUUGCAAACUCAACAAAAAGCUGAAGUCUUGUGCUCUUGCGAAGAAGACGAUAGUGUUUUAUACCUGCGGUGACAGAAAGAAACAAGCCAAUGCUGCAUAUUUGAUCGGCUCUUAUGCUGUGAUGCAUCUACAGAAAACGCCAGAAGAAGCAUACAGCCUUCUAGUCUCUCAAAAUGCGUCUUAUCUUCCCAACAGAGAUGCCUCUUUUGGAACCUGCAUGUACAAUCUGAAUAUUCUCGACUGUCUGCUGGCUGUUCACAAGGCUCUGCAUUUCGGCUGGCUGGACUUCUCAAAGUUUAACGUGGAGGAGUAUGAACACUAUGAGCGGGCAGAAAAUGGAGAUUUCAACUGGAUCAUUCCAGGGAAGUUUUUGGCUUUCAGCGGCCCUCAUCCAAAGAGCAAAAUUGAGAAUGGAUACCCCCUUCAUGCCCCUGAAGCGUAUUUCCCCUACUUCAGGAAGCACAACAUCACCACCAUCAUCCGGCUCAACAAGAAAAUGUACGACGCCAAGCGUUUCACAGACAUGGGCUUCAAACACCACGACCUGUUCUUCGUGGACGGCAGCACCCCCAACGACGCCAUCGUCACCAAGUUCCUGAACAUCUGCGAGAAUGCUGACGGGGGCAUUGCUGUCCACUGCAAAGCCGGUCUGGGCCGAACGGGGACGCUGAUCGGCUGCUAUAUGAUGAAGCACUUCAGACUGACUGCAGCCGAAGCCAUCGCCUGGAUCAGGAUCUGCAGACCCGGCUCAAUCAUCGGACCUCAGCAGAACUUCAUCGACGAGAAGCAGACGAGUCUGUGGGCCGAAGGUGAUUCGUUCCGGCAGAAAAUAAACGAGCAGGAGAACGGCUCGAGUAAAACGGCGGUGGCCGGAAUCCUGUCCGGAGUGGGAGAUAUUUCCAUUAAUGGCACGAACAAGAACAUUUCGCAGAGGAAAACGGCUUCGGACGCGCGCGCUGAGGAAGAGGAAGAGGAGUGCGGAGGACUCACGCAAGGAGACAAACUGAGAGCUCUGAAGAGUAAGAGGCAGUCCAGAGCGUCCACGGGGUCCAUAUCGUUAGAAGAAAAUACAAUUCACUCCAAAUCAACAUCAAGGUCAUUAAGCUCAGAUAAAAGGAAAAGGACUCGGGCGUCCCUUGGAUCCAUCAGGGCGACCAGCCCUUUACAUUCGAGGCUGGCUAAGUCUUUAGGCAGCUUGCGCGUAACGGCCUGUGAAAAGGAGCGCGUGUUUUCGGACGUUAGCGCUGGCUCAGUGGCCAAGGCCGAUCUCGUCAAGCGGUCGAGCUUAAAGCACUUAAGGCCGGUGAACGGUCAGCCGCAGAGAUCCCGCGCCGUUUCACUGCAGCUCUGCGGUCUGAGUUCCCUCGACUCAGUAAGUGCGACGCGGCCCUCGGGACCCGGGCUCUCCCGUCUUCAGCGCUUCUUCCUGCAUGAGUCCGUCAGGCGGAGCGGGGCGCCUCUCUCUUUGCUUGCUCGCUGUCUUCUGCUGAUGGAUGAUUCAUGCUAAACGACUCUUCACUGAUUCGCUCUCGGUCUGCGAGCAUGACUCCGAGCCGUUCACAGCUGGCUCUUAAACUUCAGAUCGGAAAGCUUCGGCGUACUCCAUUACCAUUUCUAAGUGGAUGCGUUUGAGCAAAAAUACGGGAUAAAUAACCUGAAAUGUUAUUACCUUAAAACCUCUGUUUUCUGUGUGAAUGUGUGUUAAAGUGCAUUUCUGUGUUUUUAUUUUUUUUUUUUAGCAUCAUUAAUCUGGUCUUCAGCGUCUUCAGAAAUCAUAAUAUU